This is a messenger RNA of Trichoplax adhaerens, 2463 nucleotides long. RefSeq lists its product as uncharacterized. Lineage: Eukaryota; Metazoa; Placozoa; Uniplacotomia; Trichoplacea; Trichoplacidae. Bases 1 to 2463 code for a protein of 820 amino acids. Gene Ontology annotation, cellular component: G protein-coupled receptor heterodimeric complex; membrane. Gene Ontology annotation, biological process: G protein-coupled receptor signaling pathway; gamma-aminobutyric acid signaling pathway. Gene Ontology annotation, molecular function: G protein-coupled GABA receptor activity. The transcript is spliced from 18 exons. The record is from RefSeq and is a predicted model, not a curated record.
AUGACUUUUCGUAAAAUUUUUUCCAGUUUUUGUAAAUUUUUGGUGUAUACAGCUCUCAUUUUGAAUUCAAUUUUGAAUGGAUCCAUUUGUAGCAGUGAUGAUCAAGCCAUAAAGAAUAUUACUAUUGGUGCUAGUUUUCCUAUAAGUGGAGCUGACACUACUUGGGGGGAUUGUUUAAUGGCUGCUAGAUUCGCUUUAGAUCAAAUCAAAGAUCAAAAUUUGCUUUCCGGAUAUCGCCUUAAUAUGGAAUGGGGAAAUACUAAGUGUGAUGCUGGUACCGGUAUGAAAGUGCUAUUUGAUUUAAUUCACAACCCGCCGCAGAAGCUGAUGAUUUUAGGCUCGGCUUGUUCUCCGGUUACAGAGCCAAUGGCUCAAACCUCCAGAGAAUUUAAAUUACUCCAGAUCUCUUACAUAUCGGCAUCACCAGCAUUAAAUAACAGGGAAACUUAUCCUUACUUUUUUCGGGCUCGCGCUUCGGAGAGCAAGCGAAUUCUGCCCAGUUUCGAAAUUUUUAAGCGCUUUAAUUGGACAAAAAUUGCUAUCAUCACAGAGACAAUCAAUUUAUAUACAUUGGUUGCCAAUGAAGUUGUAAAAGUGGCUAAUGAAACUAAGACCGAAAUUGUCACUUCUACAAGCUUUGAUACGGAAGAAGAUCCACAAAAAGCUAUAGCAAAAAUUAAAGAAUCUCAGGUCCGAAUUAUAUAUGCUGGAUUCUAUCCUAAGCCUGGUCGUCGCGUAUUAUGCAGGGCUUAUCAUGAAGGUCUUCGACCGCCUCAAUACGUGUGGAUUGGACCUGGAUGGUUUCCGGGACCAUAUUGGUGGAGAAAUCGUGAAGAUGGCGAUCUCAUCGUAGGCAAUAUAACUUGUAAUAACACAGUAAUGGAUUUUAUGGCAGAAGGCUAUUUUUCAACAGAUCCUCCGCUAACGUGGGAUGGCAAUAAAACCACCGUUUCCAAUAUGACUUCUGAAGAAUGGAUUAAGGCCUACAAUACAUAUCGAAAAUAUGAUCUAUAUGCAAAGUAUGCUGGAGGGUAUAACUUUGCCGGCUACGUGUACGAUGCAACUUGGGCGGUAGCUCUUACCUUAAAUAAUUCUAUUCAGCGUUUAGCUAAAAAAAAAUUGACAUUAGAAGGCUUUACUUAUGGAAAUGUUGAUUAUCUUGAAGUAUUUACUUCAGAAAUGGCCAAACUGCAGUUUCUAGGCGUAACGGGGCCUUUAUCAUUUACCAAGACUGGCGAUCGUAUUGGUAUAACAGUGAUUCGAAGAGUUCAAAAUCAUAGCCACAUUGUCAUUGCCAAGUAUAUCGAUCAGAGUGCAAAAGUGAUAUGGGAUGAUUCUAUCAAUUAUAUUUGGGGAACACCCGCAUCUGGAUUUGGAAUAGUGCUAGCGAUAAUUCUACUACGAUUUAAUGUAUCUUACAGAGAAGAUAGAGCAAUAAAAAUCACCAGUCCUAAUAUAAAUAUUGCCAUUAUUUGUGGCGUAAUAUUAUGUUAUAUAUCGGUACCAUUUCUUGGUUUGGAUAGUAAUAUACUUGGCAUCAGUACUUAUGGAAUGUAUGCACAUUCAUUGGUUUGCAGGAUCAGAAUAUGGCUACUGUUGUUAGGAUUUAUGAUGGGCUUUAGCGCCCUCUUUACAAAAACCUGGCGUUUAUAUGUCAUCUUUACUAAUAAAACCAGCCGAAAGCAGAAAACUGAAGAGAAUGGAGAUUUUAAAAUCGUUUACUCCAUUACCACGUGCGUUACAAAGCAUCCAGCAAUAUGGCAGAGUUUAAUGUUGGGUAGCAACGGUAUCUUGCUGCUUUAUGGUUUAGCAUUAGCUUGGAAAACUCGAAAUAUUGCGUGUGAUGUGGCCAAUGACUCUAAAACCAUUGGGUUGGCGGUAUAUAGCGUUUGCGUUUUUUCCAGUACGGCUGCCUUGAUUGGCUUCACUGUAACCCAACCAGCAGUCCGAUUUAGCAUGAUUGCACUUUUCAUCUUGCUAUCAACAACUGGAUCAAUGUAUUUAAUUUUCUUACCGAAGGUUUGGAUGAUUAAAGAUCUAGCCAGGGUUAAUUCAACGCAAAGAUCGAAUGAAGCUGAUUCUGAGCCAGGAAAAUUAAUUGAGCGGCAUCUUCAUCACUCUGCUAGUCGAUCGUCAAUAAUGCCCGAUCCGAAAGUUUAUAAGUUGCAAGACGAGAUUAGUGAGCUGAAAUCUCUUCUGGCUAUGAAGUGUCAGCGUAUUGAGGAGCUAGAGGAGAGCUUACUAAAAUCGAAAAUAAGCACCAUUACUAAUAAUGAAGACACCAUACCAAGAUUGCAUUCAGAAUUAGUGGAGGAUGCAAGCAAUUCCUGUCGAUGCAAAUCUGCAAAUUGUUGGAAAUCUUACUUCAAUCAGGACAGUCAGGAAAUCUCAAGCUAUAACAAUUCUUAUUUGUCUGUUCAAUCGCCACAACAGCGCAGAGUUUCCUUCCUGCCUAAAGAUUAG